UCCCCGACGGCGAUGGCUGAGAGUCCGGGGAGCACCGGGGCAGCACCGCCGCCCGCCUGGUUCUUGCCCGGUCCCCGCGGCCGCUCCCAAAGCACCAUCUCCUCUUUCUCCUCCUCCCGCAGGACCUGCCUGCUCCGGUCCAACGUGGGCGGCUCAGUUGAUGGUUUGGAUAAGGCUUCAAUCGCUAACUCCGAUGGACCAGCUCCAGGAUCCCAAACUCCCCCCUUCAAGAGGAAGGGCAAACUCUCCACCAUUGGUAAAAUCUUUAAACCUUGGAAAUGGCGGAAGAAGAAGACUAGUGACAAAUUCAGAGAAACGUCAGCAGUGCUGGAAAGGAAGAUUUCAACAAGACAAAGCAGAGAGGAGCUGAUAAGAAGGGGAGUGCUGAAAGAAAUGCCUGAGCAAGAUGGUGAUGUAACAGUAAAUUUUGAAACUUCAAAUGGACACACCAUAGCCAUUGGUGAAGAAGCCAUACAGGAAGAAAAUGUGGUAAAAGCCAGCGGAGAUAACGGUACGUUAUCAGAGAAAACAUCAGCAGUGGAAGGAAAAAAAGAAGAUCAAAAAGAGAGCACUACCGAUCACUGCCCAGAAAUACCGGCAUCCCAUGCUCCACCACCACCACCCAAGCCUAAGCCUAAAUCUAAAAAAGCUCCGCUACCACCAAAAAAUGCUAUUGCUGCUUCCACUACCACCAGCCAUAAGAGUAACGAAGCACCUCAUGCUAAAAAAAAGGGAAAGGCUCCUGCUAAGCAGCCUCCUCUCCCACCGCCCAAGCCAACAAGUCACAGUGCAAAUCGAGAUGCUGCUAGUUCCUCUCAUGCAAAAAAACCACCAGUCUCCAAGUCCUCUUCAUCACCAUCUCCUUCGUCCACAUCAUCUCAUCCCAAAGCCUCUAAGGAGACUUCCAGCAAAUCAGGCACAUCGGGGACUCCCAGGGGCAAAAAGAAACCUGGGAAACAGUCAGGCCCACGAACAGCGCCGGAUGGGGCUGCUUCUUCCCCCUCAGGUGCCGCAGCCAACAGGUUGGAAGCGAAGGCAGAAAAACCCGAGCCUGAGCAACCCUCCAUUGUCAUUUCUGAAACAGAGGACGCAGACCAACCGAGCAAGCUGGUCGUCCCCCCUCCUCCCACCGCUGCCCCUCCUCCACCUCCACUUCCACCUCCUUUCCCUGCUGCAGCCGGUGAGCCUGCUCUCUCCUCAGAUGCCCAAGACGUGUCAGACGGUGGCAUGGCAGGGUUGGCCGUCCCCGGGUCAGAUACUAAACCUCUUCUCCAGGCGGAGCAUGGCACAGACGAGAGCCUGAGCAGUAUGGCCCUAGACAGCGGUCCAGAUGCUCAUGGAGAAGACGCAAAAAGCUUGGCUACCAAAGAAGGCCAAGAAGUGGAGGCACCUGACCAGGCACACUCUGAACUGGUGGAGGAGGCUUCUGACGGUGCUGCCCCUCCUGAGAGUGAAAGUAGCAGAGAGAGCCACAGCAGCGACUCAGACUCUGACGGACCGAUACUGUACACAGAUGAUGAUGAUGAUGAUGACGAUGAUGAUAAUGCAAGUGCUGAAAGCUCUUUGGCAAGUAAAAUUCGUCGCAGGGAUACUCUUGCUAUCAAACUUGGCAACAGACCAUCUAAGAAAGAAUUAGAAGACAAAAACAUCUUGCAGCGCACAUCUGAAGAGGAGAGGCAGGAAAUCAGACAUCAGAUUGGAACGAAGCUAGUGAGGAGACUCAGCCAGAGGCCUACAACUGAAGAGCUAGAGCAAAGAAAUAUCUUAAAACAGAAGAAUGAAGAAGAGGAACAGGAAGCCAAAAGAGAAAUAAAACGUAGACUCAGUAGAAAGCUCAGCCUGAGGCCUACAGUGGCUGAACUUCAAGCAAGAAGAAUCCUUCGAUUUAACGAGUACGUGGAGGUCACAGAUUCUCCGGAUUACGACCGUCGUGCCGACAAGCCUUGGGCCCGGUUAACUCCCGCAGACAAGGCAGCAAUACGGAAAGAACUGAAUGAAUUUAAAAGCACAGAGAUGGAAGUACAUGAGGAAAGUCGGCAAUUUACCAGGUUUCAUCGUCCAUAAUUGUUUGACCACAUCCCGUAUUUCCUGUAACAAUUUUCUUUGGGGAAAUCAUUGCGUCCUGAAGACCUGAGAUUGCACUGGAACUUGACUGAGUGUGAGUGUGUGCUACAACUUACCCUGAGGUUAAUGAAGGAUGUGGCCCUCGUCUUUAUCCAUGGACAAAUGAUUUGUCUAGGAGGAGAACCCACAUGAAGCGUUUGUCAGCGUUAAGACAAACGGCGAUUCUGUGGCUAGCCCGCACAGAUGAAUCAGUGGAUGACUUCUUCGGAGCUCCACAAGUCAGGAAGUGCUGAAGACAAUCGCUUGAGAGCCUGCUACCGGGAUCUCAUCAGACUUCAUAGGGUUGUGACUGAGGGUAACUGAGAGGGGGGAGUGUGAAAAGGACUGAGAGCGUCGGGGAAGAGAGACUUUGCUUGUCGAUCCACAGAGAAAAGUGGAACGGAUGGGACUGCUUAACAAUGCACUUGGCCAGUGGGAGAAACUAUUUAAAAAAAAAAAGAAGAGAGUGUGAGCAGCUGUGCAUGUGGGUUUUUUUUAGUGGCCGCAGCCUGUCUUAGAAAGACAGUAGGCCACAAGUCCUCAUGUCAUCAGUACCUUCGUGAACAACUGUAAUUUUCUCUGGUGCCAGUAAAUGCAGUUGCCAGAAAUUAGUCCUAGUAUAACUCAGCUGUCUUUUUUUUAAAAUCCUGAUGAGCAUGCUUCAAGAAAAUACGUUGAACAUUCAUACAGCAUAAGUCAUAUAUUUUUUGUUUUUUAAUGUUGACAUACUCUGGAUCCUCAGAAGUACAUAAACAGGAUUCGAAGGACAAAUAACAUGUGACACUAUGAAUGCAAUGAAAUGCUUCAUGUUUAGAAACACUCCUUGCGUCUGUCACUUGCCAUUUGAACCACAGGGAUCAUUGUCUUUCUCACCUAUGGCAGGCAAUGGUGACAAUUUUGACAUCAUGCUAGUGUGAAUCCAAAAUCAGAAUUGAAAUUGGGCACAAAAGUCUUUACUAGUAGGCUUGAGCAGUGACUACUGAUGUGACCUCUCACAUUUAAGGACUCUUGCACUGCUCUGAGGAAGAGCUCCCAGAUGAAUCAGUACGUCUUCAGCAUAUGUAAAAGCGAAUGGAAAAUCCUUAGAGUGUCUGCAGCCUGGUUUUGUUGAGUGUGAAGAAUGCUUCUUAGAUUCAUAAUUUUUUAUACUAUCUUGAAAUUGUAUAUGUGAAUACAGUACUAUUAAAAUCAAGUGGUAUGGAGUGUGAAAGGCAAUACAUGGUUUUUCUAAGUUGGCCCAAAGGCCUAUUAAAAAGCCUGUGGCGUUGUUUACACUAAGAAGUUCUCUGUCUUAUAUUAGCACUUAUUUAUCCUUUGAAUUAAUCUACACAACAUUUGGGGGGGUCUGGAAUUCACAUAUGCAUACAUUUAAUGCAGUAUUACAAUAUAUUUACUAUUUAUCCUUUCUAAUGUGUGUACAUAUUACAAUUUAUUUUUGUCUUUUAUGUGCCCUAUUUAGUUUUUAAUUAUGAAGUGUAAGUAUUUCUUUUUCAGGCAAUAAAAGGUCUGCGUAGAUGUGAUUUUUACCUCAGAACCUGCAAUAGAUUCCUGUGGAAUGCUUUUAGUUUAUAAAAUUGAAGUUUGUUGUUUUAGAUGUCAGCCUAAAGGCAGGAAGACAAUUUGGUGGCUAAAAUUAGAUCUCCCUCUUUACUGAUAUUUACAGCAAGACCAGGUUUGCAUAAGUGGAGUGGAUUAUUUUAGUAAAGAGCAAUUCUAGUAAGAGGAGAGUGCUUUCCAACAGCUGGCACUCUAUUACUUUUAAAGAGGUUGACAAACCUUUUUCUAAAAAGAUAGAUUUAUAUAAUUGUUAGGAUCACUUACAUUUUAGUAAAAAACUGUGACGUAUGGACCCCAAAAUAUCAAUAAUCAAAUACAAUAACAAUCUACAUGCUUGUAGCAAAGAAAAGGAAGCAGCACCUUCCUUUUUUAAUGGAAUCAAUAAGAGGCAUUAGGAUUCCAUCUGCAGAAAACGGUUUAGCUUCUGUGAGGCCCAUCUAUAUUACAAAUAUAGAAACACCGCUUGGACAUCAAGGAAGCAGUGAAAAUGUAUUCUUUGGCACUAAAUCAUGCAGGAAUGAUCAGGCCAUUACAGUUAAGGUGUGUCAGCAAUUCUGGUAGAAUCCUAAUUUUUAUUUUUAGAAUUUUAGAGUAAACUUAAAAACUUACACUAGUACUUAAUAAAUAGUUCCACUGCUUAAACUUUUUGUUGCUAUUGUUGCCAAAUUUAGAAAUACGUGUCGAAAAUCCUAUGAAGGCCUACUGUGUUGACUCUGAAGUAUAAAAUGCAGUAUUUCACUUCAAAGGAAAAAAGUGGAGCAAUUAAAUAGACCUCAGUGUUGCCUUAAUCACUUUCAAACAUUUGAAAGCAGCCAAGAUGCUAAAGGCAGAAAGAUAGCUGUUGCACAGGCAGAAUAACUUGGACAAAGGUAAAGUCAUACUAUAUAAACUUUAUGUAAGACAGUAGUUCUACUGACAUGCCAGGAUAUGUAUGGGUUACACAGGUGAACUAAAACUUGUUAAACUCUUAGGAUGAAGUGAAUGAAUUGACUUUGCAAGAAGACAUUCCUCUAUACGAGGCCUGGAGCACGGAUGGCAGGAUGUGUGGCACCUUCUUGUUUAAGAAUUAAAACACAAAGAUGAAGAUACAACUUCUGGCUCAGACUUCUCCAAGCUGCAUUUUGACAUAAGACAUGAGGAUACAUAGGUGAGGUAUCACUUAGGCUUUCGCUGUCCUCCUUCUGGGUUUGGGGUUCUUUUUAAGUAUUCACUACAAACCAUUGCUAGAGGCAGAAUACUAGCCUGGAUAGAGAUGCUGAGAUAAUCUUUAAUUUCUUAUGUCAUUCCAUAUUAUUUUGAUGAUAAAUAAUCAGAUGCAUUAUUUGGCCCACAGUUCAGGAAACUAUUUAAGCAAAUUUAUGUAACUGGACAAAAAGAGUGGCCUUUAUUGGGACUUCCGUAAAAAUGUAGUAUACUUGCAGAAUUAGAACUAUAAACUAUCCAUUGUGUAUUGUACCCACACACAGACUUAGAAUUGUAUAUACUAUUUAUAUAUUCUAAAUAUCAACUGGCAGAAAACCGACAGCUGUAAAGUGUUAUCCACACAAUAAAAAAUAACAAGAUUUUGGUAUGUCACUGCGUGCAGUGAAGCAAGUUUGCUUUACCUGAUCGAGCUGCCUGAAGUCAGUUUCUGCUGUAUCUCCUAGUCCUCUGUAUUGAUGAUUUCAAAUGUCUUCAAGUUGCUACAAGAGCCUGUGGGAAAUAAUAUGUCGUGUACCUAACUCUGUAUGGUGCAGGGAGGAAUCAGGAUAAGUCCCGAGAAACUCCUGAGUAAGUAGUCCUUGAGGAAAAAAAUAAAAAGAUGCAAAAAAGGCAAAGAAAAAAAUAACACUUUCCACACAACACAUAGAACAGUCCAGCUGGCUAAAAGGGAUCAAUGUGUUAAUUCGUAUCAAGUUGGACAAAUCAUUUAAAUGUCAUCCACAACAUAUGAGAAAUCUUACACACAUACCUAUGUUCCGGUAUGAACUCAGAUGUCUACAUCCACACAAAGAGAAAAUGAGUAGCUGGAAGCAGUGGUUUCCGAAAUGACCUCAUACAUCACAUUUAUCAGUAGGAUCAUGCAUCACAGCAUGUUGCUGUGGGUGCAAAGAAUGGAUGCUUAAUCAAAUCCUAAUUUCUUCUUUGCAUACCAAAUUUAAAUGGUUCUAGAAUGUCUCUCAUCUCUCUCUUCUUUCAGGCAAGAUAUAUUAGUCCUUAUAACUGAAAUUUGUUUCAAAUGAAAAAUAGUCUGCCUGAAUUUCCUCUAAUUGUGAUACACGUGUUGACUCAACAAGUACCAAAAAAAUAUUAUUUAAGCUAACGAUUAUUUAAGCUAAAUACCGUUUUGACUGGUGAUUUGAAACAAGGUAGGACCAGCAGUGGUGUCUCUUCAAAAUCACUGAAAGUAUUCACAGCCAUUUGUAGGUCUACAAGAUUGUAUUUAUUUGUUGGGUUUAGCAUUUACCUACAGUUGUGCGUGUCUUGCUGUGGUGGACUUCACCAACCUCUGAUGUGGUGUGGGGCAGGGCAGCCCAACCUUCUGCUUUGGCCACACUGAGCACCUCUUAGAGAAGCACCACGACCUGAGUGUUGACAUGUAAAAACCCUAUCAGACUACCUUUUUUUUUUUACUUUUUUUUUUUCCUUGAAAAUCACAUGAAAGCUGUGAAACAAAGGGAGGAAAAUGUCCCUGAUAUUACAGAAAUUAGACUGCUCUUUCCAGGUGAGAUUAGUGCUUUGUUUCCAGCAGAGGUGCUUCAAACCCAGGUCUUGUGACCUGUAAUACUACAGCUGUGUCAGAGAACUGGUUUCAAAAUAGCUGUCACGUAACCUGAUGAUAAAUAUGGUCUGAGGCACAAUUUCGUAUCAUCAUAAAAAUGGAAGGAAGAUCCAGCUAGCACAGAUUAAAAAGGUGAAUCUAGUCUGGCUGCCUGGAAAUCAGUCGAGACCCCCUCAUCAGCUGCAGCCAGCAGCGGGUCAGAGCCAGGGUAGGGAGAGGCGUGCGGUCACCUGAGUACCUGGCAGACUACACCAGUCUGCAGCAGGCCUGGCCUGGCUGAGCACUGCUGGCAUCCUAAGUAGAGACUAGAAUAUGAGCCCACAUCUUAGUGUCUGUUAAUGCUUUAAUGAUAAAAUAAACCAAGCUAAAAGCCUACACUUGCAUUGAAUUGUCAGGUAUACCAGAACUGCAUCUUUUUAAUGCUUUCACGUCAUCCGUUUUCAUUCGUGUCUCAAGGAGUUAAGACCUGUGCCGCUGCUGUAAACUAAAAUAAAGACAUACUCAGGGUGAAAAACAGAAUAAAUUUGGCUCCUGCCUUUAGGAGCUCCCACAUUUAGCUCCAUUAUUGUUGGUAUCUUUAUUCUUAUUGUACAAAGCUCUGUGCAAUGCUCACUGCUGGAACCUAGCUUUUGAUGAAUAAAAAAAAAAAAAAAAAAAAAAAAAA
Molecule: messenger RNA, 7085 nt
Organism: Egretta garzetta (little egret)
Lineage: Eukaryota; Metazoa; Chordata; Aves; Pelecaniformes; Ardeidae
Gene: PHACTR2
Product: phosphatase and actin regulator 2
Exons: 13
Coding region: 13-2064 (683 amino acids)
Biological process (GO): actin cytoskeleton organization
Molecular function (GO): actin binding
Source: RefSeq, a predicted model, not a curated record